AUGUUAAAUGAAACCAAAUCAUGGUCUACUUUAAGAUUACAGUUAAUAUCAUUAGAGUCACAGACAGAAUCUCUAUUAUUAGAACUUGUAACAUCAUCGGAAACACUUGAAGAACAUGCUCAAGAUCUUUUUAAUAAGAGAAAUGUAAUUAUUAAUUCUUUAUCAAGUUUAUUAGAUCCAGAUUAUGGAGGAGAUACGAUUAAACGAUACCAUGUAGAAAGACAUAUAGAAAUAUUAGAAAAACAUAAGGAAGAAUAUGAAAAAAUGAAUGUCAGUCUUGAAAUUGAUUAUUAUUUUUUUCAUAGUUUUAGAAAAAGAGAAAAUCAAAUUAUAAAGAAACUAAUUAUUUUAAAAAUAAUACUAAAAAACAAUGAAUCGGAUUAUUUUCUUGAGGAAUCAAAUAGAAUUGAUAAUUCGCAUAAUAUGACAGAUGAAAUUCUUUUACAAGCGUAUACUACUCGAGAUGAUUUUUAUCACCAAAAAGAUAUGCUUCAUGAUAUGAAUCAAAGAAUGUUAAGAGCAACAAAUUUUAUUUCUGGAAUUAAAUAUUUUAUUUCUAAAAUAAAUACUAAAAGGAAAAAAAAUAAUUUGAUUUUGUCGUUUGUUAUUUCGGCAUGCAUUAUUAUGACAUAUUUUAUGAUAUGA
This is a messenger RNA of Pneumocystis murina B123, 645 nucleotides long. RefSeq lists its product as hypothetical. Gene Ontology annotation, biological process: vesicle fusion; endoplasmic reticulum to Golgi vesicle-mediated transport. Gene Ontology annotation, molecular function: SNAP receptor activity. Lineage: Eukaryota; Fungi; Ascomycota; Pneumocystomycetes; Pneumocystales; Pneumocystaceae. The record is from RefSeq and is a predicted model, not a curated record. The transcript is spliced from 5 exons. Gene Ontology annotation, cellular component: Golgi membrane; Golgi medial cisterna; SNARE complex. Bases 1 to 645 code for a protein of 214 amino acids.